AGUGCCUUGUCAGAUGAUUUACUGGUUAAGAUACUAACGUGUCUUCCGACAAGAGUAGCUGCGUCCACGAGUGUCUUUGGAUUUGGUUGCCAAAACUCUGGUACUAUAGUAGUGUUUUAAAUCAUCGAAGCAAAAACAUAGGGCGUUUUCUUGAUCGUAAUAUGCCACUACAUAGAGCUCGGUUAUGGAAAGCUUCCAUCUCGUACUAUUUGGUUCAUCGCUUAGUACUAAAGAUAUCGAAACGUGGCUUGCAACUGCACUUUCACGCAACCUUUGCGAGCUCUUUCUUAUUAAUGAGUAUUCCAACGAGAAGCCAAAUAUAUUGCCUAGUAGAUUGUAUACCUGCAAAUCGCUCGUGGUCUUGAGACUCCGUGGCGAGAUUCGUCUGGAUGUUCCUCGUCUGAGCCGUCUUCCCUCUCUCAAAACUUUGGAACUUAUACUUGAUAAAUACGAUAAGGGACUGAUCACGUCUUUGCAUAGUGAAACUGAAGGUGUGUUACCACGUGGGUUAGUGAUAGAUUCUCCUUCUUUGAAGUAUUUGAAACUCCGGGAUCGUCAUCAAUGGAGUCGUCCCGGAUUUUCGAUUGAGACUAUGCCUGAUUUAGAGGAGGCAUAUGUAAAUGUUCAAUAUUGUAAGACGUCGUCGAGUCUUGUGGUCUUAUGGCCCCAACCACAUCUAUAGAGCGCCUUAUCAGAUCAAUCACAUCUGUCAAGCGCCUUACAAUAUGUUCAGAGGUAAGUUCUUUUCUUUUUUGGUUUGAUUAAACCAAAUUUUGAAUUGUUUCGAAGAAUAAAUUUAUCCGACCAUGUCUGGUUUACAUGGAAAAAAAUACUAUGCCCUCCUUUCCUAAUUAAUUGCAAAUUUUCAGUCUCUUUUAUAGAAUCAUGUGUUUAUACUUAUUCAUCUUUGUAGAUGCGUUACACUGGUGGUUUUGUCUUCAACCAGCUUGAGCAUUUGAAGCUAUGUGUAUGCGGAGGGGACUCAUCGAAUCUCCUUGCUAGGUUGCUCGAAGAUUCUCCUAACGUACGAGUGCUAGACAUCUUUGAAAUUGAUCAUGAUGAUAGGGACUAUGAGGAACUAAUAAGUACUGUUCGCACCGUUCGUGAAAGUGUUCUGUCUAAUUUACAAACUUUUAACUGGUCAAGAUACUUUGAAAGAAGACCACAGGAGAUGGAUCUUGCGGUUUACAUCCUAGGAGAAAAAUGGUCUCUUAAAGAUUGCAACAAUCUCGUCUGAUGCACUGCCUUCUGGGAGAUGAUCAUGGAGUUUGUUGACUUGCUUCCCAGGCAUCAACCAUAUGCCAUUAUGCCAAGUCGUAUUUAGUCUUUAGAUUUUUUAAUUUAUGUAAUAGAAUUUGGAACUUUUAUAUGUAUACUUCUAUUCGUCUAGGAAAAUGCAGAUUCUUGCAAGUUUUAUUCUAUAAGCCUUCAACUUCUUAAUAGUAGUUGUGGUUCACGUUUCUGAGUCUCCACAUCCACGAGUGA
Brassica napus (rape) is the source of this 1485-nucleotide messenger RNA. RefSeq names its product putative FBD-associated F-box protein At5g38570. Lineage: Eukaryota; Viridiplantae; Streptophyta; Magnoliopsida; Brassicales; Brassicaceae. The transcript has 2 exons. The coding region runs from base 914 to 1237 and encodes 107 amino acids. The record is from RefSeq and is a predicted model, not a curated record.